Molecule: messenger RNA, 2599 nt
Organism: Ochotona princeps (American pika)
Lineage: Eukaryota; Metazoa; Chordata; Mammalia; Lagomorpha; Ochotonidae
Gene: CEP85
Product: centrosomal protein 85
Exons: 14
Coding region: 141-2426 (761 amino acids)
Cellular component (GO): centrosome
Source: RefSeq, a predicted model, not a curated record
GCGCUCGGAGGCGCGCGGCGUUGGGCGUGUAACGGCCGUUAGGCGAGGUGAGGAACCGACGCGGCAGAGGUGGCGGCCACGGUCGGUACUCCCGAGUGAGGGGUUUCGCCGCCCGCUUUCAGACAGUUGUAAUAUCUGUGAUGGCCAUGCAGGAGAAAUACCCCGGUGAAAGGAUUUCUCAUGCCGCCUCUCCAGGUCCCAGUGCAGUUCAGAAGGUCAGUUCCCUGGGGGCUGAAUGGCAGACCCCAGUGCUCUCAGAGGCAUUUCGGAGCCGCUUCAGCCGCUGCCCGAGUGUAGCCGAUAGUGGGGACACAGCUAUUGGCACAUCAUGCUCAGAUCUUGCAGAGGAUUUUUGCAGUUCAAGUGGCAGUUCUUCUUUCCAGCCCAUCAAAAGCCACAUAACCAUUCCAACAGCCCAUGUGAUGCCUUCUACUUUGGGGACUUCUCCUGCCAAACCAAAUUCUACACCCUCUGGGCCUUCUUCCUCCAAACUCCCUUUGUCUGGGUUGGGUGAAAAUGUGGCCAUGGCAAGAAAUGGAGACCUCGGUGCAAUGAAACGCUCCCCAGGCCUGUCUCGAGACCUUAUGUAUCUCUGUGGUGCUGCUGGAGACAACGGGAAUGAGCAGUCUUGGUUUCCAGCAGUGGGCCAUGAAAGAGAGGAACAAGUGAGGAAGUUUGAAAUUCCUAGUGUGGAACCGACCCUCAAUCAGUCAGCAGUGAUGGAAACCCUUUAUUCAGAUCCUCACUACCGAGUCCACUUCCACAAUCCAAAAACUGACACGAGCAAGGAGUUGUACAAAGUGUUACCUGAGGCCAAGAAGGCACCAGGUAGUGGGGCAGUAUUUGAGCGAAAUGGACCACACCCUAGCAGUAAUGGGGUGCAUCACUUGGGACUCCAGCCUGCUCCUGGGAUUUCGAAGGCUCUGCCUUCUCAGGUGUGGCAACCAAAUCCUGACCCUUGGCAUCCUCGGGAGCAGUCUUGUGAACUCAGCACCUGUCGGCAGCAGCUGGAAUUGAUCCGGUUACAGAUGGAGCAAAUGCAGCUUCAGAACGGAACCCUCUGCCAUCAUCCUGCUACUUUUGCUCCUUUACUGCCUGCCUUAGAGCCAGCCCAGUGGAUCAGCAUCUUGAACAACAAUGAACACCUUCUUAAGGAAAAGGAGCUCCUCAUUGACAAGCAGAGGAAACACAUUUCCCAGCUGGAGCAGAAAGUUCGAGAGAGUGAGCUGCAAGUCCACAGUGCCCUUUUGGGCCGCCCUGCUCCCCUUGGGGAUGUCUGCUUGCUCAGGCUACAGGAAUUGCAGCGGGAAAACACUUUCUUACGUGCUCAGUUUGCACAAAAGACGGAGGCCUUGAGCAAAGAGAAAAUCGAGCUGGAAAAAAAGCUGUCUGCUGCAGAAGUGGAAGUCCAGCUCAUCAGAGAAUCUCUCAAAGUGACACUGCAGAAGCAUUCGGAGGAGGGGAAGAAACAAGAAGAAAGGGUAAAGAGUCGUGAUAAACACAUCAAUAAUUUGAAAAAGAAAUGUCAAAAGGAAACAGAGCAGAACCGGGAGAAGCAGCAACGUAUUGAAACCUUGGAGCGCUACUUGGCUGACCUUCCCACACUGGAAGACCACCAGAAGCAGAGCCAGCAGCUUCAGGAUUCCGAAUUGAAGAGCACAGAGCUACAAGAGAGAGUGACUGAGCUGGAGAGUUUGCUGGAGGAAAGCCAGACGGCCUGCCGGGAGAAGGAAGUUCAACUGGAAAGCCUGAGAGAGCGAGAAGCAGAAUUUUCCAGACACAACCUGCAAGACAAGCAGUCAAUGGAGAACGCCAGUGGAGAUGAAGGCCCCAGCAUGGACACAGAGACCUGGCAACAGGAAUGUGACUCCCUCCGCAAGGUCGUGGAGAAGCAACAGCAGAAGAUGGAUCAGCUGCACUCACAAGUGCAGAGCCUUGAGCAGGAAGUGGCUCAAGAAGAAGGAACAUGUCAGGUCCUGCGAGAGGAAGCCCAGCGGAGGGAGACAGCUCUGCAGCAGAUGCGCACAGCUGUGAAGGAGCUUUCAGUACAAAACCAGGACCUGAUCGAGAAGAAUCUGACCCUGCAGGAGCACCUGCGCCAAGCCCAGCCGGGGACCUUGCCUUCAGCAGACACAGCCCAGCUGGUGUCGGAGCUGCUCCAGGAGCUGACUCGUUGCCUUCAGGAUCUGCAGGCUGUCUGCAGCAUCAUCACCCAGAGGGCCCAGGGUCAUGACCCUAAUCUCUCCCUGCUCUUGGGCAUUCACUCUACACAGCAUCCAGAGACACAGCAGGAUUUGCAGAAGCCAGAUGUGAUCAAGAGGAAGCUAGAAGAGGUCCAGCAGCUACGCCAGGACAUCGAGGACUUAAGGACCACCAUGUCAGACAGAUAUGCCCAGGACAUGGGAGAAAACUGUGCCACACAGUGAGGAAUGUGGGGCUGGGACAGGCUGCACCACAAGGCCUGCAGGAGCCUAGUGCAAGGGAUUCCUGCCCUAACACUGUGUUGCCUUCUGUGUGUGGCUCCCAGGGGAGAGCCUGCAUCUGGAGGCCGAGGGUUGCUGAGGGAACUAGACCUGCCCUGUUGCCCAUCCCAGCUGGC